GGGGAAGUAUUGUUUUUCUUUUUAUUGAUUUAUUGUUUGUUUGUUUUUGUAUUGCAUGAUUCUAUUGUUACAUUUUAAUGUUUUUUUUAGUGCUCACGCCUGUGUGAGUUCAUGGCCUUGAAGGACACUGGCAUCAGACAAUUAGGACAGGCCUCUAUCAGCCAGAGGACUAAAAGGGGUUUGGUGGGAGGGAUGAGAGACAAUAGGAGAUGCUGGAGAAAGAGUGGAGAGGCAGAGCAGGCUAUGUAUAUGUCCCAGCCUUUGUAAUGCUACAGACAGAAGUUUGAAACAGCUGGCAGUUCCAGAAAGUCAGGUGCAGGUGGAGUAUAGACUCCUACACGAUGUCUGUGAGUACUGCUCCACUAAAGUAAAUCAAGUGACUGUCAGUUGUUUUCCAAGGCUGGGGUGCAGCACUUGGCAAGGUGGCAAGUAGAUUGUUGUGUUUCUACUGUACUUGAGCACUCAAAGCACUUUAAAGAACAGGCUUCAUGGAAAUAUGAAGGAUGUUGUUUACACAGAAAUAUAACCCAGUGUAUACAAUUGUCUUCGAAUGCCUCGAAUCUGCCCAGUAGUACCGACUUCCUCAUACUCAAGAUGAAGAGUUUUGAAAUAGAAAGUACACUCAAAGUUCACUGGAAACGUAAGUGUCAGUGGGCAUGUUUCAUCCAAGCUGAAUCAUAGCAUGUUUCAACAUUUGCAAGUUUCCCAACAAUGAGAAAUUCAAAAGAUCAUGAGAUCUCUCAAUAUGAAAGUGUUGUCAGUUAAGUUCAUUUGUUACUGCCCACUGUGGUGAACAGUUCUGUGAGACCAGAUUAUUCACAUUGUUUGGUGACUUUUUAUUGCUUUAAUUUCAAUAUACCCAGAUUUUCCAACUAUGAUGUGUCCGGUUAACUUUAGGCAAAAUCUACAGUAAAGAGAAGUACUGAGGUAUUUGAAAUCAUGUUAGAACAGAGAUACAAAGAUAAGUUAUCACUGGGCUGGGCUUAAAAUGGGCUUAAUGAUGUAAGUAUUACGCUCGUAUAAAUCAUUGUGCAACAAAUCUGAACAAGCUUUCGGGAACUAGACUCAGACUAAGCAGUUCAUUGUAAAAUAACUUAUUUCGCUUCCCAGGCUGUUGUUCUCAUUGGUUCCCAUCAGUUUGAUCGACUCUUUUCGCUAAGUUGCCAAUACGAGUUUACUCUCCUUGCUUCAGUCUGUAGAACAAGAGGACAAAAAAUGGAGUACAGAAGAGAAGUGCUUGUUGUUGCAAUAAUUUUCACAGUUGCCUGCAGCAAAGUGACCACACAGGAAACAAGACUACUGGAUUUUCUAAAUAACACAGAUGUCGUAGAUGACCAGUAUGAUGGAUGCCGUGAUGAGGCCAUGAAGAAGUUCAUCGAGUCAGACGUGUUAAAACGAGAACUAAAUAACAGUAAAGGAUUUCAGAAAGCGUGGAACAAAAGUAUCGAGUGUUCAAAGCAGAUCCCUGGAGGAAGAAAAGAGCAUACUGCUGCACUUUCAGUCUAUGUUAAUGGGGAUCGAUCGUUCAUACAAACACUGAACAAAGCAAUAGAGACAAUGGGUGGAAAUGUUAGCAUCUAUGAAAACCACUUCCACUUCAAGUCUCUUCAUUUCCUGCUGAUGGACUCCAUGAGGCUGCUGAAGCCAAAGGAGUGCAAGAACUUUUAUGUUUUUCAAGAUGGUCAAAACCAACCACAGAAAGGCUCCACAGUGAGAUUUACAAGUUUCACCUUAGCUUAUUCAAACUAUGAAGAGCUAAAGAGUUUUGAAGAUGUCGAUGAAAAUACGAUUUUACAUCUCACUUCUUGUUUCUUUGUCAACCUGAAAGACUAUGUGUGCGGUCAAGAACAGGAUGAAAUACUCUUAUCUCCAGCAGAAGUUUUCACUGUGGAACAAAUGGAAACAAAAACUACAUCGGAUGGUGACGAAUACCUCGAGAUUGUUUUAAACCACUCAGGACUGAACAGCUCACACAACUGUUACAGCUUUCCACAGAUGUCAGGAGGGCAGGAGACUACCACAGCUGUCACAGAGCAAGUCAGUGUUCCAGGAGGGCAGGAGACUACCACAGUAAUCACAGACCGAAACAGUGUUCCAGGAGGGCAGGAGACUGCCACAGUUGUCACAGACCGAAAUAGGUCUCCUCCAGCUGUUGUCUCCAUCCUGUGGCUUGUAUCAGUGCUUUCGGCCUUAUCUUUGUUUUGUUUUUUAGCUGUUUAGCAAAAACAGUUAUCAUUCAGUUUUCUGGGUUUUAUCAUCUACAAUAUUGCUGCAAAUAUUCAUACAAUGUCAAAAAAAUGGUUCAUGUCAUAUUUAUCUGAAAGAUCUUUUACUGUUUGUAUGACUCAAGUGAUGUCCAAAUCAACAGUUUUGCCUUGUGGAGUGCCUCAGGGAUCUGUCCUGGGUCCAAUUCCCUUUUUGCUUUAUAUAUAUUUCACCUAGGCCAAAUUAAAUGGGGGCUACAAUAAUAUCGCCCAUCAUCUCUAUGCUGAUUAGAUUCAGUUAUACUGCUCUUUUAAAGUCUCUGAGUUUUAUAAAUUGUCUAGUUUAAGUAAUUGCCUGACAGAAAUCAAGCAACGGUUAAACGACAACUUCCUCCAGCUAAAUUAUGAUAAAACAGAAACUUUGAUUAUUGUUCCCGACCAUAUGAUCUCAGAAAUUAGGCAGCAUCAGCUUCUUAGAGCCUUCUGUUAAAUCGAGCCUUAGAAACCUUGGUGUCAUAUUUGACAGCUCCGUUUCCCUUGAGCAACAUUCCAAAUGGCUGGUCCAGAACUGUUUUUAUCAUCCAAGGAAUAUUUCAAAACUCGGACUAAUGGUGUCAAAGGCUGAACUUGAGAUGAUUAUUCAUGCUUUUAUUUCUUCCCGUUUGGAUUAUUGGAAUGGUCUUUUUACUUGUUUUAACAAAUUAGCUUUAAAUCAUCCUCAGACUGUGAAGAUUGCUGCAGCAAGACUCUCAACAGGCACCAACAGAAGAUCACAUAUCACUCCAGUUUUAGCCUCCCUUCACUGGUUGCCUGUAAGUUUUAGGUUUCAUUGAAAAAUGUUAGUUCUAACCUUUAGGGACCUACAUGUUCAAGCUUCCCAGUACAUAUCUCACCUGCUGAAAUCGCAUUCCACUUCCCGAUCUCUAAGGUCAUCAGGUCAGAGACUGCCGGUGGCCCCAUGCACUCAAUUCAAAACUCGUGGUGAUUGGGCCUUUCGGGCAGUGGCACCACGGUUGUGGAAUUCUCUUCCACUAUUUUUACGCUGUUACUGACUCCACUGAUUCUUUUAAAAAGCAGUUGGUGACAUUUUUAUAUAGACAAGCUUUCAAUUAGUUUGUUGUUUUUAUGUUGUAUUUUAUUGUUUUACAUUGUUAUGUUGUAUUUUCAUGCUUUGUAUUGUGAAGCAUCUUGUGAUUUUUAUCUGGGAAAAGCGCUAUAUAAAUAAAUUUUUACUUACUUACUUACAAUUAUUUGGGACGUUAUCUGACAGAUUGUGAUGAAUAACUUUGUCUUAGUAGUAAUUUUCUGCUUCUGUGCUUAUGCUAUGAAUUAUAGACUUCAUUACUUCAGAAUAUUUGAUAAAGAUUUUAAAGGGGUGCAAAAUACUAGAACUAGAAAUACACUAACUGCGAUCGAGUGUUAUUAUUUCCAAUACUGCUUUGAUUAUUCAUAUAACUGUUUGGCGCUUUAUUUGCCAGAUUGUGGUAUGUGCCAAAUUUGGUAUUACAAUAGGGUGCCAAGGUAUUGUGUAAUUUUGUUUUUUGCUUCUAUCAUAUGUUAUGAAUUAUAGACUCAGUUUACAUCUUUUUUAUGCAUGUUAGAAAAAUAUACUGCAAACUUUGUUUGUUAUUUCUUGUCAAGUAUUGUGCGCCUUUAAAAGGAUGAUAAGAAAUGAGAGAUGGGAAUAACUUGCAGCAAAUGUUCCUGCUUCUAAAGACAUCAGGAAUUUCUGUUUCCCUGUCAAAUAAACAACAUGGAAAUUUUAAAUA
Messenger RNA from Oreochromis niloticus (Nile tilapia), 3973 nucleotides. Its product is annotated as ecto-ADP-ribosyltransferase 4. Gene Ontology annotation, molecular function: NAD+ poly-ADP-ribosyltransferase activity; NAD+-protein-arginine ADP-ribosyltransferase activity. NCBI's taxonomy places the organism in Eukaryota, Metazoa, Chordata, Actinopteri, Cichliformes, Cichlidae. The transcript has 7 exons. The record is from RefSeq and is a predicted model, not a curated record. Bases 1216 to 2220 code for a protein of 334 amino acids.